This is a messenger RNA of Peronospora farinosa, 483 nucleotides long. The record is from the annotation of a GenBank genome assembly. NCBI's taxonomy places the organism in Eukaryota, Oomycota, Peronosporomycetes, Peronosporales, Peronosporaceae.
AUGAGCAUGGAGGAACCUGCUGGAGGUUCAUUAAUGACGAUAAGGAAGCGACAACGAUCAAUAGAAAGUGAGAAUGAAAAGAAGAUAAACGACAUGAAGGAGAUGAAGAAGAUGGAGGUACAAGUGAUGACUAGUGAGCAGCAGAUGAAUGAACAAGACGAGGAGAAGGUUACUGCAGAUUUGACAGGAGACGAUGAUGAUGAUGAAGAAGAAGAAGAGACGCUGGUGGUGCUGGAAUUAUGUGAUUUUAAGAAUCACCCGCUAUUUAAUGACUACAGCUUAGCGACACUUGAGGGGAUUGACACGGCAACUCCGAUGCUGAAAAUUGGAGAGUAUGCUUUGCAUGGUCAAUUGGAAGAAACUGUGGGUACGAGCUACUUUUACGAUACGGACAAGACAAGAGCACCGGAUAAGAUGUACCAAUUUGUAGGCCAGACCAUCAAAAAGAUCAAGUUUACCAUUGCACCACCGGAAGAUUUGUAG